Molecule: messenger RNA, 642 nt
Organism: Vicia villosa (hairy vetch)
Lineage: Eukaryota; Viridiplantae; Streptophyta; Magnoliopsida; Fabales; Fabaceae
Exons: 1
Coding region: 1-642 (213 amino acids)
Source: RefSeq, a predicted model, not a curated record
AUGAAGGAUGGUUUUAAUUGGCGGUGUGCUCCGGGAGGUUUUUCGGUUAAAUCUGUCUACGAUAAACUCUGUGCGUAUGGAGAAAGUAAUUCUGGUUUCACAACAGAAUGCUUGUCCUCUUUGAGGUUUAUGUGGAAAUCGGGUACUCUGGGAAAUAUUCAAGUUUUUGGGUGGAGAUUGAUUCAUUCAAGACUACAAACUCGAGAUGAGCUAUUUAAAAGACAUGUAAUUUCCGGACAGCAUAAUCAUGGCUGCCCCUUAUGCUUGCACCACAACGAAAAUCAUACUCAGCUGUUUCUCUAUUGUCAAGUCACGAAGGAGGUUUGGCUGUCCAUUUUUGCUUGGGUUCGGUUGGCGGGUUUUUACUCUUCUGUUUCGGUUUAUGAUCACCUUAGUUGGUUUGUAUCUAUCAUGCCGGGUGGUAUUAAGAAAAGCCGUAAAACUCUUAUUUGGUUAUCUGUUGUUAGAGCUAUAUGGUUAAUUAGGAAUGAUAUUCUUUUUAAUGGAAGGUUGCAAGGGAGUAGGGAGAUUGUCGUUGUUGCUAAAUCGUUAGCUUGGGAGUGGCUUUGUGCGGUUAAGCACGGACAAUGUCCAUUAACUCAUGAUGAGUGGAACUUAUGCCCUUUAUUAGCUUUAUCUUAG